AUUAAUUAUACUUAAUAAGAAAAGAUUAUUCAAUACGCUACAUAUAUGUUUCUGCAUUCAUCAUGGCAAAUCCGCCACCACCACCGUUUCCGACGAUCGCAAUCGUUGACCCUCAGUACUGUGCACCAUAUCCAGUUGCACUUACAAUAAAGAGAGAGAGGACUUUUACGGAGAAAUACACGGUCACAGACUUAAACGGCAACGUCGUUUUUACGGCUAAGACACCUUCCCUGACUUUGCGCGAGCACCGUUUCUUGCGUGAUGCUUAUGGAAACCCUAUUCUCUGUCUUCGCAGAACGCUAUUGGGAACAGAUAAAUGGAAAGCAUUUAGAGGUGGAAGUACACGCGAAAGGGAUCUAAUCUUCACUCGGGAGCGAUCAUCAUGGUUCCAGCUAAGAACAAAAUUGAAUGUGUUCUUGGCAAAUAACACAUCAGGAGUUUGUGACUUCAAGAUCAAAGCAAGUUUCUCUGAACGAUCUUGGGUUGUUUACAUCGCCGAAUCUGACAUGGUUGCUGCCCGGAUAAAGAAGAAAUUCGGUGGUAUAUUUAGCAGAGAGAAGUUCAUCAUCACCGUGUCGUCCAAUGUUGACUAUGCGUUCAUAGUGGCCUUAAUUAUCACCUUUGACAGCGAUAGCAGCUAACGAAGCCUACUAGUGUUUUUAGUUUCUUUCUUUCUUUUUUUAUUGGGUUUUGCCAACAGUAAUGGUUAGGAUUUCUGUUCAUAAAUGUAUGAUAAAUAUAUUUAAAAUUUAAAUUGUGUUUUUUCAUAAAAACAUUUUUAGUUAAUAAUUAGUUAUCAGUUUUUACUAACGAAUUUAAUUUAUUAUUAUUUUUUGUCA
This is a messenger RNA of Arachis duranensis, 839 nucleotides long. RefSeq names its product protein LURP-one-related 15. The transcript has 3 exons. The record is from RefSeq and is a predicted model, not a curated record. NCBI's taxonomy places the organism in Eukaryota, Viridiplantae, Streptophyta, Magnoliopsida, Fabales, Fabaceae. Bases 63 to 641 code for a protein of 192 amino acids.